CGUCGAUUACGAGAACGGUAUUUUCUCGCAAUCGUUGGUUUAACUAAAUCCACCGUGGAAACGGAGUGCACAUCCAUGCGCAACCACCGUCAGCUGUUGGCUACACUCGGAUGUUGGUCCUUUCUCUUUUUUCAAUUUCCAUCAACGCGGGAUUGUUGGAAACGUUGGAAACUCGCAGGGUUCAUGCGUCGCACGAGAUAAUUCAAAGCGAGGACGGUGUUUUUUUAAGCCAAGAAAUACACAUUCCAAGGGAGGCGUAGAAGAUGGGUGAGACGAUAAAGUACUAUGGCAAGAGACGCAGCAUCGUACGUCGAAUUGGUUCCUAUCUACCACUGAAGCCACCGCCAAAAAUAUACGUCAGUGUAACUGCGUUACAUUCUAUGACGAGUUCAAUGAUCAAUGAAGAAACCAGUGAUGAUUCGCCAAAACCUAAUGGCAUAGAACCUGACAAUGGUCGACUCAUGGGCAGCAGACCAGAUCUGCUGGAACCAAUCAGCUUUGGUUCCGAAAUUCGAUUGCUCGCACUGGAGCAAGAGCUUCAGGUGCUGAGAGAACAGGUGGCCGCCAUAGUCAAGAGCACAAAGGAUACCAGACAUUAUGCAUCCGAAGGACAUCUUCCAAGUGGAUCUGAAAGAUUCCAAGCCGUAGCACCACCGCCGCCACCACCACCUCUUCCGCCACCCACGACACCCCAUAUUGCAAGGAGAGCUAGUUUACAAGAUCACAAAAUCGAAGAUUCAAAAAAGGUGCCAUUGAUCGCUCAAAAGUCUAUGAGCAAUAUAUUGAAAGACAUCGAUAAAGUCAAGUUGAAGCCAGUUGCGAGAUCACCGGGUGGACGACCCCUGCGAGCUAAGCGUGAAAAUAGUCCCUGUAAUGAUCUACAAGAGAUCUUGCGCAAACGGUAUGUUGCAAUGCGGUCGCCCGAGAGUGGAAACUCUUCGGCGACUAUCACUCAAGACGACUCGUUCUAAACGGCUUUUCACACCUUUGAGUCACGAACUCGACAGUGUUCCAUUAUAGUGCAAAUAACAACGGAGGGGAAGAAUUGUGCUAAGACUUUUCUUUCUGUGAUGAAUAUUUUAUAAAGCCUUACGAAUCCAUAUUGCAUGUGUUCUGAAAAGACUUUGAGAACUGCUCGAGUGUUUCUCAGAACGUGGGGAUAUGAGCUCUCUUCGAAGCGUCUGAAAAAAUUUGCGAAAAGCGAUACAAUUAAAGCGAUCCAUUCUGAAGUAAUUGGGUGGACUUUUUAUAACGUUUUCAUUGGCACGCCUAAAUUGAUAAUGUAACGUACGUCUUCUCCGAAUAUCCGAUCCAGUCUUACUUUUAUCUCUGAGGCACCAAAAAAUUAUUAAGUGUACUUAUCUACUGUCACAUUCUCGAGGUGAACAUUUCAAUCGAUGCAACGUAAGUUACCUUUGUUUUAAGUGCUGCUACGGAAAAUAGCGUUUUACCAUGAAGUAGCUGGACAGAAAUAGACGAUCUAAGCUCGUAUCGAUUCCAAAUUUAAUAGAGAUUCUUUUUGGAUUUCAAAAUUAUCAAAUAGUACCUCUGUACAUAUCUCUUUGCGCCAAACGUAGAUCGAUAAGGCUCAAUGCAGAUAGACAACUAGACCGUGCGUUUACAGCAGACUUGCAGGAGUGGUUACGUUAAUCGUAAUGUUUUCUCUUCGUUUAACGGUACAACGUGAAUUACAGCAACUAUUGCAGAACGUAAUCGUGGCCAGAGACUGAAAGCAUUAAUCUGCGCUGUAACGCAUGUUCGACGUAUUUUACACCUGAAGCUUUUAUCAACAAGUCAGAAGUAAACGUUAUCGUUACAUAUCU
Orussus abietinus is the source of this 1823-nucleotide messenger RNA. Its product is annotated as mitochondrial fission regulator 2. The record is from RefSeq and is a predicted model, not a curated record. The transcript has 5 exons. Lineage: Eukaryota; Metazoa; Arthropoda; Insecta; Hymenoptera; Orussidae. The coding region runs from base 264 to 971 and encodes 235 amino acids.